This is a messenger RNA of Drosophila takahashii, 489 nucleotides long. RefSeq names its product Odorant-binding protein 99b (gene Obp99b). Gene Ontology annotation, biological process: sensory perception of smell. Gene Ontology annotation, molecular function: odorant binding. NCBI's taxonomy places the organism in Eukaryota, Metazoa, Arthropoda, Insecta, Diptera, Drosophilidae. The record is from RefSeq and is a predicted model, not a curated record.
GAUCUGAGAAAAAGACAGAGUAAAAAGACAUCGCCAUGAAGGUACUCAUCGUUCUCCUUUUGGGUCUGACCUUGGCCCUCGCCGGCCACGAUCACCAUCACCACGAGUCCUAUGUGGUGAAGAGCCACGACGAUCUGGUCACCUAUCGCUCCUACUGCGCCGAGAAGGUUCACGCCGGCGAGGAGCUGGUGGAGAAGUACAAGAAGUGGCAGUAUCCCGAUGACGCUGUGACCCACUGCUACCUGGAGUGCAUCUUCGAGAAGUUCGGCUUCUACGACGCGGAGCACGGCUUCGAUGUCCACAAGAUCCAUGUUCAGCUGGCCGGUGGCAAUGCCGAGGUGAAUCACUCGGAUGAGACGCACCAGAAGAUCGCCCACUGCGCCGAAAGCCACAAGGAGGGCGACUCCUGCUCAAAGGCCUACCACGCCGGCAUGUGCUUCAUGAACGCCAAUCUACAGCUGGUGCAGCACAGUGUCCACGCCUAGGUGG